Messenger RNA from Thalassophryne amazonica, 968 nucleotides. RefSeq lists its product as uncharacterized. Gene Ontology annotation, molecular function: GTP binding; GTPase activity. NCBI's taxonomy places the organism in Eukaryota, Metazoa, Chordata, Actinopteri, Batrachoidiformes, Batrachoididae. The record is from RefSeq and is a predicted model, not a curated record.
ACAUCAGCCGGCAAAACUUUCUUUGUAGCUAGACUUCAGCUUUACUCGUGUCUCUCAGAGAUAUUAGGGAUGUUUCGUCCAACCUUAAAGUCGUGUUAUGUUAACAAAAGUCCGUGCACGCGUGCAGCGAUGUACGCUUUUUAGGUUUCACUUUCAUUUCAUAAUGCGACAGUGGAGCACUUUUUUAUUGCUGAGGGGAGAAAACACUUUGUUGUGGAUUUUUAGAGGAACAUUGGAAACAUUGGAUGGACAGAUGACAAGCGCUGAUACACACACCCUUGAGGUGUGUUUCUGUGAGUCUUCAGUUCAGUUUUCAUUCAGGGUUUGUAGGACUCAACAGGAACAUGGUUCUAGUAAAACUCUUGGUUGUGGGAGUGCAGAACACAGGAAAAACAGCUCUGUGUGUUCGUUUCAUAACCAAGCGCUUCAUUGGUGAAUACGACCAUAAAAAGGAGCUGACCUACAGAUGCACCCGGGUGGUGGAUCAGGAAGCUGUUGAAGUGGAAAUUUUGGACAUAGCUUGUAAGGAAAGUUCAGUUUUCUGACACAGUCAUUCUUUUUGCCCUCCGGCUUCUCUGGAGCCUUCCAUCCACUGGGCUGAUGGGUUCCUGCUGCUCUACUCCAUUACCCAGCGCUUCAGCUUCUUGAGGUUCCAACGAUUAAAGAAACUCAUCGAACAAACCAAACAGAGUCUGGUUGUUCCGACAGUGCUGGUUGCAAAUAAGGCAGACUUGGAAAUUGGAAGACAAGUAACAACAGAAGAAGGACAGAAACUCGCCAAGGAUCUAAGGUGUGGUUUCAGGGAGCUGUCUGUGGGCGAGGCUGUAACACCUGUGGAAGCUGCAGUGUUUCAGCUGAUCAGGUUGGUGUUGGAUCACCAGCGUCCUCCUGAUCGUCGGUCCUACAUGCUGAGUGUCCGCCACGCUUUGACCAAGAAACUGAUUCGAUCUAAAACCAUGCAGUGGUGA